AUUACUAUCUCAUUGGUGACAUCUUCAAAUGUACCCGAGCUAGACUAUAGGUCUCGAGCUUUCUGAACGGGUUUGAAACAAGAACUGUCUAGUGCCUCCAUCAUGUUUGGGAAGAGCUUUCCGUUCUAUAAUUCUGUCGCCGGGUUUUAUCCACGUGAAAGCACAGAUUCGCGAAGGCCGCCAGGGACCGGUUACACCAGUAAAGUCCGAGUGCGAGAUAGAUACCACAUUGUGGGUUUCAUCAGCAGCGGUACGUAUGGCCGAGUCUACAAGGCGAUCGGCAAAAAUGGCCAGAAGGGCGAGUUCGCCAUCAAGAAGUUCAAGCCGGACAAGGAAGGGGAGGUAGUGCAGUACACUGGUCUCUCGCAGUCCGCGAUCCGAGAGAUGGCUCUUUGCUCCGAGCUUGACCAUCCCAAUGUGGUGCAAUUGGCAGAAAUCAUCCUGGAAGACAAGUGCAUCUUCAUGGUCUUCGAGUACACGGAACACGAUCUCCUCCAGAUCAUCCACCACCACACGCAACCGCAGAGACAUGCGAUUCCAGCGGCGAUGGUCAAAUCGAUCCUGUUCCAGCUGCUGAACGGUCUCCUCUAUCUCCACACCAACUGGGUACUGCAUCGGGAUCUCAAGCCAGCCAAUAUCCUGGUCACAUCCAGCGGCGCCAUCCGCAUUGGGGAUCUCGGUCUCGCCCGUCUCUUCUACAAACCCCUCAACUCCCUCUUCUCGGGCGACAAAGUGGUCGUCACCAUCUGGUACCGUGCCCCCGAGCUUCUCAUGGGAAGCCGACACUACACGCCCGCGGUGGAUCUGUGGGCGGUGGGGUGCAUCUUCGCGGAGCUCCUCUCGCUGCGGCCCAUCUUCAAGGGCGAAGAGGCCAAGAUGGACAGCAAGAAGACGGUGCCCUUCCAGCGCAACCAGAUGAUGAAGAUCAUGGAGAUCAUGGGCCUCCCGACCAAGGAGACCUGGCCGGGCAUCGUCUCGAUGCCGGAAUACGCCCAGCUCCAGUCCCUGGCCGUGUCGCGGGCCCCCGGCCACUUCAGCCGCUCCUCGAACCUCGAGGGCUGGUACCAAAGCUGUCUCAAGAACAACGGAUACUCCUCCAACUCGAGUGCGGGCACUCCCGGGGCGGACGGGUACGACCUGCUGGCGCGGCUGCUCGAGUACGACCCCACCAAGAGAAUCACAGCCCAGGAGGCACUGGAGCACCCGUACUUCCGCAACGGCGGCGCCAUCUCGGCCAACUGCUUCGAGGGGUUCGAAGGCAAAUACCCCCACCGCCGGGUCACGCAGGAUGACAAUGACAUCCGGUCCGGCAGCCUGCCCGGCACCAAGCGGAGCGGACUGCCGGACGAUACAUUGAUGGGGCGAGCAGCGAAACGCCUGAAGGAGUGAUCCUACCGCCUCCACUUCAGUCUGAAUCUCUCGAAAUAUAGUCUCUGCAUAUGGGCACGGCGUUCAGGUUGCUGGAAUUAAUAUCAGGUGCGAGAUACAUAGCAACACAUUUAGAUGAAAUACAACAUAAGCACAUUGUACAACCUGCACUGAAAUUCGAGCGUUCUGUGCCCACCGUGGCGCCACGCCCUCCUAGAUCAAGCAAAGAGAACACACACUUUACAGACACUAUUGAACCGAAUUGUUC
Molecule: messenger RNA, 1636 nt
Organism: Aspergillus japonicus CBS 114.51
Lineage: Eukaryota; Fungi; Ascomycota; Eurotiomycetes; Eurotiales; Aspergillaceae
Gene: ssn3
Product: cyclin-dependent serine/threonine protein kinase SSN3
Exons: 3
Coding region: 103-1389 (428 amino acids)
Biological process (GO): protein phosphorylation
Cellular component (GO): mediator complex; nucleus
Molecular function (GO): RNA polymerase II CTD heptapeptide repeat kinase activity; cyclin-dependent protein serine/threonine kinase activity; ATP binding
Source: RefSeq, a predicted model, not a curated record